Phragmites australis (common reed) is the source of this 3481-nucleotide messenger RNA. RefSeq names its product protein STRUBBELIG-RECEPTOR FAMILY 8-like. Gene Ontology annotation, biological process: protein phosphorylation. Bases 416 to 2680 code for a protein of 754 amino acids. The record is from RefSeq and is a predicted model, not a curated record. The transcript is spliced from 17 exons. NCBI's taxonomy places the organism in Eukaryota, Viridiplantae, Streptophyta, Magnoliopsida, Poales, Poaceae. Gene Ontology annotation, molecular function: ATP binding; protein kinase activity; protein binding.
GCCCCUCACGUGACCGCCUCCCUUCCCGGCGUUCCCGCAUACUCUUCCUCACCCUCUUCUCUUCCCUCCCAAACCGAGAAGCUUCUCUCCGCAGCGUACCAAAACCCUAAACCCUCACCGUCCCGCGCCUCGCUGACCGCCCCGGGCGAUUCGAUCCGCUCCGAUCGUACGGAUCCUGAUUGGCGAUCGGGUACCGUGAUCCGAGGGAGAUCUCGCGGGAUUCGUCGGGGAAUUGGGCGAGGAAUUCGAACGGCGCCGCGAGCAGCAGCAGCGGCGCCUCGCGCUCGAGUCCCCGGAAGCUUCCAGAACAUUCCCAGGGGCAUUUCGCUUCAGUUCGUGCUCCGGCGUGUUUUAUCCGGCUCGGGAUUUCGCGGGAACCGGCGUGGCGGAUUUGGGGGGCGCGCGAGGGGUCGGAAUGGCGGCGUCGCGGCACGUCCUCGCAGCGGCGGUGCUCUGCGCCUCGCUCGCCUCCGCCACCGCUUUCACCGACCCCUCAGACUCGAUAGGGCUUUGGGGAUUAUAUCGCACAUUGGAGUCAUCGUGGCAGCUUUCUGGGUGGACAUUCCAGGGUGGUGACCCCUGCGGUGAGGGUGGUGAACGUGAUCAGUGGCGAGGUGUCUUUUGCAAGGGCUCAUCUGUUGUCACAAUAAAUAUCAGUGGGCUUGGAGUUGGUGGAUGGCUGGGCCCGGAGCUGCUCAAGUUCCAGUCGCUGAAAAAGCUGGAUGUGAGCUUCAAUAGCAUUGCUGGUGAAAUCCCACCCACUUUGCCCCCAAAUGUGGAAUACUUAAAUUUAGCAGCCAACAAGUUUGAGGGGAAUAUACCACCAUCAUUGCCAUGGUUGCACUCCCUGAAAUAUCUGAACUUCAGCUACAAUAGACUCUCUGGAGUAAUUGGUGAUGUUUUCGUUAACAUGGAUAGCUUAGAAACGAUGGACUUGUCAUUCAACAAUUUCAGUGGUGACCUGCCAAGAUCGUUUAGUCAAUUGAAUAACCUUCAUUAUCUUUAUCUACAACAUAACGAAUUCACAGGAUCUGUGAUUUUGUUAGCAGGCCUUCCAUUUACAGCUCUAAACAUUGAAAAUAAUCACUUCAGUGGUUAUGUUCCUGGAACUUUUGAGUCCAUUCCUGAGUUGAGGAUUUAUGGAAACCAGUUUCAACCAGGUUUCAGACAUGCAUCAUCUUCAUCUACUAGGAGCAGCCAUUCACCUCCACAUCAACUUCUGUCUCCACCUCCACAUCAACUUCUGCCUCCACCUCCUCCAGCAGCCAAGCAGAAAUCGAAGCAGAAGCCAAAACCUCCACAGCCUCCUUUUGGCUAUUCUUCUCUGCAAAGUCAUAGCCACCAUAAGAAAUCACACUCUCGAGUGACAGCUGCUGCAAUAGCUACUGCCACUUGUACAGUGUUUGUAUUCUUCAUUGUUGGGUUGGUUCUGAAAAGCUGGAAAAGCUGUCCAUGCAGCCCUAAGAGCACUGCUAACACUGACAAGUCUUUACCAGCCAAUAUGGAAAGAGUCCCUAAAGCAAAUGAAGUCCUGUACUCAUGGAGUUCUCUAUUGGGUGGCAGUGACACUUCUUGUAGUAAUGACAUUCAAUCUGAACGAGUUCCCAAAAUAAAAAGUUGGUCCAAGACAUCUAAAAACCUUCUAACUGCAAAACAGUUUCCAGCUGCUGACAUUUUGGCGGCUACCAGGGACUUCAAUGAAGAAUGCCUUAUUGGUGAAGGUUUCACUGGCCGAGUUUACAGAGGUGAUUUUCGUGAUGGCCAGCUCCUGGCUAUCAAGAGGAUUGACAUGGUAGAUUUGUCAUUAUCAGAACAAGACGAGUUAAUGGACAUGCUUUGGAAUAUCUCCAGAUUAAAGCACCCCAAUAUCUCUGCUCUUGUGGGAUAUUGUGUGGAGUUUGGCCAUUGCGCGCUUCUAUACGAGUAUGCAGAAAAUGGUUCUCUUGAUGAUAUUUUGUUUUCAGCAGCCACAAGGUCCAGGGCUUUGUCAUGGAAAGCUCGGAUGAAGAUUGCUCUUGGAGUUGCCUAUGCUCUGGAAUACAUGCACUUGACGUGUUCUCCUCCAGUUGCUCAUGGAAAUAUUAAAGCUAGAAAUAUUUUGCUUGAUGCUCAACUCAUGCCCUACCUCAGUGACAGUGGAUUAACCAAGCUAAGCCAUUUUGUCAGCACCACAAGGAUGAAGGAUUCAGAAGCUCUCACUGCUGCUAAAGGCUAUGCUGCCCCUGAGCUUAUUGACCCAGGAGUAGAUGUCAUCAAAGCUGAUAUUUACAGUUUUGGUGUGAUUUUGCUUGUGCUUUUGACUGGUCAAAAGGCUUUUGACAGUUCAAGAAGGCAGAAUGAGCAGUUUCUAGUAAAUUGGGCAUCUCAUCUCCAUGACCUUGAUUCUUUGGAAAGAAUAACUGAUCCAAGAAUAAGUGGCUCUAUGCCAUCCAAAGCUAUCUCUUCACUGGGCAACAUCAUAUUACUUUGUAUCAAGCAAUCACCAGAGCUCCGCCCACCGAUGACAGUCAUAGCAGACAAAUUAGUAAAGCUUGUCCAAUCAACAGGUCUUCAAAAAACAAGCACAUCACAGCACUUGGAGGUUGAUGCUCAGGACCCCUCUUUUGUAACAACCCGACCGUAUUUUGAGCCAUCAUCUACUGUCAGUCAAGGUACAAAUGAGAGCUGCAUCUCCCGGUGAUGAAGGCCUGCCAUUCUCCAAUUCUAUCAGAUCUCGCGCUGCGUUUUCUACUCGAGGGCACUUCAAGUAUCUCAAUCGUCACAGAUCUUUCCGCAUUUUUUGUCGAUGUCAAUUGGCGAUGAUGCUCAAAGCUGCCAUGUUGAGAUGCGCUGACUAACGAAGACUCUGGAAACAUACAACAGUUUCCUACGGAGAAGUGAGUGAAAAAAACCCAGUCUCUUGCUCACUCUAAGAAAUAUGUGCAAGCUUGGUUAUCGGUACGGUUAAGAGUUUUUACCCCCAUCCUUGUUGAGAGAAGUUAGCGCACAUGGAGGUGCUGUUUCGGAUGCUGUUUCUAGUAAGUACAGGAUCUCCCAUUGGCAGGUCCAGCUUGCCUGUAUAAUCAGUUGUACGCUCGUCGUCUGCAAACUACGAGGUUAAGAUGUUUGCUAGCCAGUGGCCAAUGGCCUUCCAGCGUUAUCCGAUCUGGCUUGGUCCUGAACCGCGGAUGCAUCUGGACUCCGACUCAUGUUUUCUUGUGAAUAAUUUUUGGAUGAUAAGUGUGCCGAAAUCAGCAGAUCUCAUCUGUGAUGAUCAUGAUGUACGGAGAAGCCAGGGGACAGGGAAAUGUUUGUCUACGCUCACACUUAGCUAUCCUCCUGCCCGUGUCGGCACCACAAAGUUUGGCAUGCUGUUUGUACUUCGUACACAGUGUAGAUUCUUAUAGUGGUAGGGACAAUUAAUUCUCUAGGGUUCCUUUCUAUUUUGGGUCAUCAACUCAAUGAGCUCGAGAGAAUUUCUGUUAAUGGCACCUUAUAUAGU